Molecule: messenger RNA, 525 nt
Organism: Macrosiphum euphorbiae (potato aphid)
Lineage: Eukaryota; Metazoa; Arthropoda; Insecta; Hemiptera; Aphididae
Source: the annotation of a GenBank genome assembly
AUGGUCCAUUUAAGAAGAUCUAUUGGUCUGGCUGGAACAAGUACCGGCAACUUGGCUACUUCCAUCAGACAAAUUUAUAACCGAGAAGUUGUGUUAAAUCCAGAAGGUGCACAAAACUACACACAUUUACAGUCCCGGUUUUGUCUUAAUAAAAUGCGACGUCAUCGUCGUCCAAAAAAUCCAAUCUCUAUUGAUCAGUUAGCAAAUAUAUUGAAUGAACCUACAACAUCUACAUCAUAUAUAUCAACAUGUCCUUCUGUAAGAUUUUUUCAACAUGAUUGUCAAUUUAUGGUAGAUUUAGAACGAGUUGGUGUAGUAUUUGCUAAUACAGAUGCAAUCGACAAAUAUAGGGGAGAACUACUCCAAUCAAUUACCAUCGCAGGAGUAGAUGGUACUUUUAAAACCGUGCCGAGAAAUCCUCCUGAUUUGAAAAAAGGCUACCUGCUUACUUUUUAUAUAGUUUUCAGAAAUGUGUCUUUUCCAAUGGUGUAUGCAUUGACUACAAGGAUGACACAGUUCACAUAG